UUCUUAUCGUUCCACACUUUAUGACAGCACAAACUGCAACUGCCCAACCUGUCUGGUCACUAUAAACAUUCAAAAGAAAUGGAAGGUUCGUCGACAGUGACCGAAAGCGAAAGUAUUCAAAAUCAAACUUACAUCAACAAAGAUGAAUUUUGUAACUGGCUUAUGAAUAGAGUGGCACGUCAAAGCACAAUGAUCUCAAGGGCAUACGGAGAAAAAAUUAUUCAGCUCUUGCGUGACCAACGGGAACAGGGUGUUGACCAGGAGCUUCGGUCCAAAUAUGGUGCAACUUUUAGAUUUCAAGUUAAAAAACGAAAAUUUCAACUAAUUAACGUAGUUGGCUUGGGUGAUAUAUUAUGUUUACCUAUAAAAGAUAAGGCAAAGUCUAGUCAUGCAAUGCUUGGGCAGCAUCGUCAAGUUAUAUUCAAAGAAGAUAUGUUUGAUGUGAUUGAUAAUGCUCACAAAAAUGGAGAACGACACCGGGGAUAUAAAGGAACAUUUAAGAAGAUCAACGCGACAUACUGCAACAUACCACGCGAAGUUGUCCACAAGUAUGUCAACAUGUGUCAGUUUUGUCAGAAAGCACAUGCUUGUUUUAUACCAACAACUCUGAGAAAUACAACGAACAAAUUAAAGAAAAGAGUGGAACAGCAGGUUCCAGCAAAGAAAAAAGAAAUCGAGAUGACAUUUUUGACAAGAUGUCAGAUUGAUAUAUUGGACAUGCAAGCUUUCCCUGAUGCCGAUGGUCAGUUUUCAUACAUUGGUCAUUUCCUCGACCAUCACACCAAAUACAAUGUGUUGUUCCCACUAAAACGAACAGAUCCCUUAUACGUUGCUCGAAAGCUUUGUAGGUACGUGCUUGGUCACUUCGGCUUGCCUCAUAUAUUACAUUCAAAUCUUGGACGAAAAUUUGUCGAUGACCUGAUUACAUGGGUUUUACAAUUUUGGUCAACUGACGCGCAAAUCGUAAAUGGUAAUCCACGUCUAAAGAAAAUGAACACGUUGAUACAACAGCGACAAAAGACGAUCAUGAUUCUUAUUGAAACUAUUCGUGCCAAACAAGGGGAUGUAUCCAGCUGGAGUGUAUGGUUACCAGGAAUACAAUAUUCGCUGAAUACAAACCAAUUCGAAUCUGAGAAUCCUCCUUCUUAUGAUAUUGUGUUUAAUCGAAGACCAAAAGUAUAUACAUAUGCACCUUCCGUUAAAGAGAUACCGCGGGAAGAAGAGAUGAUAGAAGGUGAUGAUACACAAGACAAUAAUAUAAAUGAAGUAAUAACAGUAUCUGUGUCGGAUUUCAUUCAGUCGGGAGAAGAGUCAAUAUUAAUCUCUCACAUGAAUCCACAUGAUCAUGAAAAGGUGAAUAACUCACAAAAAGAACUCUCCACAGACCUCUUGAAUACGGCCACGCUGGAUAGCAUUCCGCUUUCUCUAGGUGAUCAAUACGCUAUUAUCGGUACAGCCUUAAAUGUGGACACACAUACCAUACAAAUACCUGUUGUCAAUUUGGAUACAAAUACAUUAACCAUAACUGACCAAGGAAAUCAUGACGAAACUGGUCUUAAUGUGACAGAUUUUGACGAAAUUGGUGAUUCGGUAGUAAAAGAAAGUAUGGUUCCACACACAGGAGAAACUAGCGUGACUGGCUCGCUGGAAUUAAACAAUGAAAGCGUGAACACGUCAUUAGAACUAACCAAUGAAAACGUCGCAUCGCUUGAAUUGAGUAACGAUGGCGUGGAAAAUACAUUGGAGUUAAGCAAUCUAGAAAUGGACGUAAAAAGAAAAAGAAAGGAGGAUGUUGAAAAAUGUGGUGAUGAUGACAAAGAUGAAAUUGCUUGCUAUUCAAUGAAGGAUAUUCAACCAAAUGAUAUCAAUGUUGACACUGAGGAGGAGUUUUAAAUGAUAUCUGAUUGGCUAAUUUUUUUGUCUUUGAGGAGGAGUUUCGUUUGAUGUUUGGAAUGCUUGCUGAUUGGCUUAAUUCUCAUAAUUGAUUUUUUUAAUCGAGCAGAAUACAAUUAGAAUUUUGCUAUUUGGAUAUCUUUCCUUCACAAAAAUAUCAAGAAAGUUAUUUCACUUUAAGGCGGUUUUCCACUUAAAUGUAAUUAGUCGAAUAGAUCGAUGAAAAAUUAAAAAUAAAUCCUGCUUGUGCAA
This is a messenger RNA of Hydractinia symbiolongicarpus, 2145 nucleotides long. Its product is annotated as KRAB-A domain-containing protein 2-like. The transcript has 6 exons. Gene Ontology annotation, molecular function: nucleic acid binding. Gene Ontology annotation, biological process: DNA integration. Lineage: Eukaryota; Metazoa; Cnidaria; Hydrozoa; Anthoathecata; Hydractiniidae. The record is from RefSeq and is a predicted model, not a curated record. Bases 79 to 1893 code for a protein of 604 amino acids.